Amoebophrya sp. A25 is the source of this 490-nucleotide messenger RNA. NCBI's taxonomy places the organism in Eukaryota, Dinophyceae, Syndiniales, Amoebophryaceae. The record is from the annotation of a GenBank genome assembly.
CGACAAUGGAGCGGCUCCUCAGAUCGUUGAUGGUGGUGAAGCGAAUGGACCUAGGGAGGGAGUUGUAGCACCUGAACAUGUGAACUUGGAUAUUUCCACUAUGCGUAGAUCCGCUAGACCGCCACUGGCAGAGUCUCAGCAACAUCAAGGUCUGAGUAGCAACAUGGCUGGAGGGGGCCAGAUGAAUUCUUCCACAGCGCACUCCCUCUCCGAAAACAUCUUUCAUCGAAGCCGAGCUAAUGGCGCAUUUAGGAGCGACGACGCUUCGGGGCUUACGGCCGGCUUCCAGAACACUUUUGUGUCCGCCUCAACGUCCUUGGUCAUUCCCGAUGCCAUACGUGAGCGCUGGACUUUGCAGUCUAAUAGCGCUCAUCAGGACCCACGACUAGUGGUAAUAGAGGACCACGCCAAGGCGAACAAUAUGACUACGAUUGCAGCCGGAGACGGAAAGCAAAUGCUAGGCGUUGCUACCAGUUCUGCUACAGCAACC